This is a messenger RNA of Talpa occidentalis (Iberian mole), 1175 nucleotides long. It is a transcript of the gene PTMS, whose product is annotated as parathymosin. The coding region runs from base 343 to 651 and encodes 102 amino acids. NCBI's taxonomy places the organism in Eukaryota, Metazoa, Chordata, Mammalia, Eulipotyphla, Talpidae. Gene Ontology annotation, cellular component: nucleus. The transcript has 5 exons. The record is from RefSeq and is a predicted model, not a curated record. Gene Ontology annotation, biological process: positive regulation of transcription by RNA polymerase II; negative regulation of apoptotic process. Gene Ontology annotation, molecular function: histone binding.
CAGCGGCUGGUCGGCGGCAGCUCUGCGGGUGCGGGGGCGGCGAGCCGAGGACCGAGCGACCGCGGCCGGAGCGCGCCGGCCACCGCCCGCACCGCCCUUCCGCCCGCCCUCCGGACGGCCGCAGCCCUGCGGGUCUCCGCUCCGGACCCACCCCCGCCCCACCCCGCGCGCCUCUGCCGCCUCUUCCAGAGCCCCAGCUCGCUGAGCGGCCGCCGUUGCCGCUGCCGCCGGCGCCGCCACCGCGCCAGAUUCCGGCCGCGGCCACCCUCCGCCGUCCAGGGCCCCUCCGUCCCGGCCCCGGGACCCCGGCUCCCCGCCAGCCUCGGCCCCGGCCCCGGCACCAUGUCGGAGAAGAGCGUGGAGGCAGCGGCCGAGUUGAGCGCCAAGGACCUGAAGGAGAAGAAAGAGAAGGUGGAGGAGAAAGCCAGCCGGAAAGAGCGAAAGAAAGAAGUGGUGGAGGAGGAGGAGAACGGAGCUGAGGAGGAGGAAGAAGAAACUGCCGAGGAUGGAGAGGAGGAGGAUGAAGGGGAAGAAGAAGAUGAGGAAGAAGAAGAGGAGGAUGAUGAAGGGCCCGCGCUGAAAAGAGCUGCUGAAGAGGAGGAUGAAGCGGAUCCCAAGCGGCAGAAGACAGAAAAUGGGGCAUCGGCAUGAGCCCCCUGCCAAUGGGCUGGGGGUGGGAGGCCCCUCAGGGCCUGGAGGUGGGGGUGGGAACAGACAAGUGCACCCACUCUUCACCUGGCUGCCUGCUCUGGGCCCUGAACCAGAGCUGCCACCCUCCUCCUCCUCCCCAGCCUUCUCAUUUCUGCCUCUCCGUCACUGUCCCUCCAUCCUCACUGCCAUUGUUCCACCUCCUAACCUGCUCCUUCUGAGCUCCCCAGCUGGUCCCCAGUUGCUCCUUGCCCUCUCCCUGCUCUCUUCCUCCCUUCCCUGAGCCAAGCCCACCUCUCCGCCAUAGCCGCUCCUUCUUAACCUCUGCAUCCCAGCCUCAUGUCCUGCCCGUCCCUACCCUGCCUGAUCCCUGGGUCUCCCUCAGAUCCCCUUCUCAGACAGCGCCAGGCCGGGGUGGGGCCAGGGUUGGGGCCGAGCCCCACAGCUGCCCCCCUCCCCUCCCUUUUUGUAUAAUUUAAUAAAGAAACGGUCGCGCUUCUGUUUUUAACCUGUCUCCUGCUUUGGGG